Molecule: messenger RNA, 1173 nt
Organism: Solenopsis invicta (red fire ant)
Lineage: Eukaryota; Metazoa; Arthropoda; Insecta; Hymenoptera; Formicidae
Exons: 3
Coding region: 1-1173 (390 amino acids)
Cellular component (GO): nucleus
Molecular function (GO): DNA binding
Source: RefSeq, a predicted model, not a curated record
AUGCAGGUAGCUCAAAUGGGUUAUGGGCUUACAGUUCAUAUGGUAAGAGAGCUAGCUUGGCAAGUUGCUGUAGAAAAUAACUUACCAAUACCAGAAAAUUGGAAAAAGGAAUGCAAAGCCGGAAUAGAUUGGUUUCACGGCUUUAAAAAACGUCAUCCAGUUAUUUCAAUAAGAGUGCCAGAAGCUUGUAGUAUUGCAAGGGCAAUGGCUUUCAAUAAGACUAACGUUGAAAUAUUCUUCAACAAAUUAGAAGAAGUACUUUUAAGGAGUGAUUCAUUCAAGAAUGGAUCUCGAAUUUAUAAUUUGGAUGAAACGUGCACUUCAACUGUCCAAAAUCAGAGAAAAAUCGUCUCACCAAAGGGUGUAAAACAAGUUCAUCAAAUAAAGGGCGCAGAGAGAGGGACAUCUGUUACUACAUGCGUUAUUAUUGGUGCUUUCGGUGUUGUUUUACCUCCUGUGCUUAUAUUUCCUCGAAAGAAACGUAUACCAGACUUAAUGAUAAACGCUUUUCCUGGAUCUCUUGGAUUAGGAAAUGAAAAGGGGUACAUGACAAAAGAAUCAUUUUUCCAUGUUAUGGAGCACUUCAUCAAUUGCACUAAAUCAUCUAAGCAAAAUCCUACUCUUUUAUUGUUGGAUAACGUGGAAACUCAUUUUUCUACAAAGACUUUAAAUCUUGCAAAAGAAAAUGGCGUGGUAAUAUUUACUUUUCCUCCUCACUGCACUCACAGACUUCAGCCUCUAGAUGUGGGAAUCUUUGGUCCAUUUAAGGUUCAUUAUGAUAACGCUAUUAAUUCAUAUCUUAUGAAUAAUCCUGCUAGUCCUCCUACAUUAUAUCGCAUAGCUGGUUUUGUCAAAGAGGCACUCUGCAAAGCAGUAACUCCUCAUAAUAUCAUAAAGAGUUUUGAAACAACUGGAAUCUUCCCAUUCAAUAGGAAUGUAUUUCAAGAAUCUCAUUUUAUCAUGGCUAGUGUAACAGAAAAGCCUGAUUCUUCUAAGGCAGAUUCCAUUUCCUCUCCUGAAAUAAUGACACCUACUAACAUUCUUGUUGAUAUCACUGAAGAAGGAAUCAACACAAAUAAAUUUGAUAUCAAUGUUAAUCAGAUAUUCGAGGUUUACCAAAAGCAAAACAGCAAGAAAAUAAGCGAAGGAAUAAACGAAAAGGAAGAUGCAUGA